This is a messenger RNA of Oncorhynchus masou masou (cherry salmon), 3368 nucleotides long. RefSeq names its product nuclear receptor-binding protein-like. Gene Ontology annotation, molecular function: ATP binding; protein kinase activity. Gene Ontology annotation, cellular component: cytoplasm; endomembrane system. Gene Ontology annotation, biological process: protein phosphorylation; intracellular signal transduction. The transcript has 18 exons. The record is from RefSeq and is a predicted model, not a curated record. NCBI's taxonomy places the organism in Eukaryota, Metazoa, Chordata, Actinopteri, Salmoniformes, Salmonidae. The coding region runs from base 305 to 1891 and encodes 528 amino acids.
AUGGUGGAAGUAGUUGUGAUAUUCUGCGAAUCGGUGUCCCUCCCCCUGGCCAUUUAUAGAUAGCUAGCUUCUAACGUUAUUAGCUAGAUGAAUUACGCACUGUGAGGGGUUUUACAAUAAAUACAUGUCGUACAUGUCGCUUUCUUAUAAUGUCUCAUAGCUCCCAGGGUGUGUGAGAGAGAGGAGGGAGUGGAAGGGGGCGCGACUGCUACAGUUUAAGAAGAGCGAGAAAGGUGUUCUGCCUUCACACCCCCCCCAGAGGAGAAGAGUAGCAUAGUCCUUCUCAGAGACCUGUAUUGCUGUGAUGUCAGAGGGAGACGGUAAACCCCUCCAGGUUCCGGAAGCCAAGGCAGAGACGGUGACCCCAAGUGGCCAGGGACCUGUGCCUGUGUGUCCCCCUGUAACGGGCCCCCCCGCCACCACCCCCACAGAGGAUGAGGAGGAGGAGAGUGAAGACGAGUCGGAGAUCCUGGAGGAGAGCCCCUGCGGCCGCUGGCAGAAACGCAGAGAGGAGGUGAACCAGCGGAAUGUCCCAGGGAUAGAUGCUGCCUACCUGGCCAUGGACACGGAGGAAGGGGUGGAGGUGGUCUGGAACGAGGUCAUGUUCUCAGAGAGGAAGAACUUCAAGCUGCAGGAGGAGAAGGUGAAGUCUGUGUUUGACAACCUGAUUCAGCUGGAACAUCUCAACAUUGUCAAGUUCCACAAGUACUGGGCUGACAUCAAUGACAUCAACCGUGCCAGGGUUAUUUUCAUCACUGAGUACAUGUCCUCGGGGAGUCUGAAGCAGUUUCUGAAGAAGACCAAGAAGAACCACAAGACUAUGAAUGAAAAGGCCUGGAAGAGAUGGUGCACCCAGAUCCUCUCAGCCCUCAGUUACCUCCACUCCUGUGAGCCGCCCAUCAUCCACGGGAACCUGACCUGUGACACCAUCUUCAUCCAACACAACGGACUCAUCAAGAUAGGAUCAGUGGCGCCAGACACAAUCAACAACCAUGUAAAGACCUGCAGAGAGGAGCAGAAAAACCUGCACUUCUUCGCCCCAGAAUAUGGCGCUGUUGCAGAUGUCACUACUGCAGUGGAUAUCUAUUCCUUUGGGAUGUGUGCCUUGGAGAUGGCAGUAUUGGAGAUCCAGGGGAAUGGAGAAUCUUCCUACGUCUCUCAGGAGGCCAUCAACAAUGCCAUACAGUCACUGGAAGACCUACUGCAGAGGGAGUUUAUCCAGACUUGUCUGGAGGCUGACCCGUUUAAGAGACCUACAGCCAGAGAGCUGUUGUUCCACCAGGCUCUGUUUGAGGUGCCCCUGUUGAAGCUGUUAGCUGCGCACUGCAUAGUCAGCCACCAGCACAUGAUCCCUGAGAAUGCCUUAGAGGAGAUCACUAAGAACAUGGACCCCAACCUCAUCAUCGCUGAGAUCAAGGAGGGUGUGCAGCUCAAACUGUCUCAGUUUCCUGCCUUGGAGCUGGAUAAGUUCCUGGAGGAUGUCCGGAAUGGCAUCUACCCCCUGACAGCAUUUGGCUUGCCCUCUCACCAGCAGCCCCAGCAGUCCCCUGUUAAGUCCCCCAUUGUCACCCCUUCUGUCAAAUCCCCCACCCCAGAACCUGCUGAACUAGAGACGCGCAAGGUUGUUCAGAUGCAGUGUAAUAUUGAGCCGGUGGAGGAGGGUGCGAAACAUCAUCUGACACUACUGUUGAAGCUGGAGGACAAACUCAACAGACACUUAAGCUGUGACUUGUUACCCAAUGAGAAUGUACAGGAACUGGCUGUUGAGCUGGUGCAACUGGGCUUCAUCAGCGAGGUGGACCAAAGCAGGAUGGCCACUGUGUUAGAAGAGGCCUUCACCAAGUUCUUCAGCAGGAACGGUUCCCUCAAUCCCAUUACUGUGUCCUCAUAACAGGAUCAACAUGGACCCCCACUCCAUUACCUAUAAUACCCCCUACAUGCUUGUUACAACCAUCCCUUUCUUACCCCUAAGGAUCCAUGGAUCCCCACUUCAGUACAUAUACACCUAUUGGCAGGCUUAGGCCUACACCUAUACCCCUGCUGGCCCCAACCACCACACAUACACAUGCUACACCCCCUGCCUCAGACUCUUUCACCCAAAACCUUGUGUGGUGUCUUCUAUUUCUCUGGAGGACCAUAGAGCCUUGUUAUGGGGCUGUCUGAGUCAGUCCCUCUCUGUUUAGUUCUCUCUAUAUACACAGUAGCAACUUCUUUUGGAAAGGAAGCCAACACAGUUAUCAUAUGUCAGUGUUACUUGUUUGUUUGUGUUUUAUAUCUUUGCCAUUUGCCUUCUCGGUGGCUGUAUACAUGCACAUGCUAUCCGCCUUAAAGUUCUCUGCUUCAGUGUGGUCACGCACGGCUGUGCAUGAAUGUCUGCAGUGAACUUCCCUGUAGGUGACCAUUGUAGGCUGCGUUUAGACAGCCUGCCAAAUUCUGAUCUUUUUUCCACUAAUUGGUCUUUUAACCAAUGAAAAGAUCUGAAUUGGCUAUAUAUAUGUUACAAAUGUGUCAUUGUAUCUUUCCCAUUUUUGUUUUUUACACUCAUAGUUUACUGUGGUCUCAACUGAUGGAGCCAAUAGUCUGGGAGGGGCUGUAUUUACAGGCUGUCAGUCAAAGCAGAGGAACAAGCUGAAUGAUUUACUGGAACUGUCCAAUGGCUGGAGCUGUAGUUGAGGUGUUUGGGUGGUGAACAGUAUUCAUGCCUCUGAUUUGUUAUCACAACUUUAUCUGUUCUGUAAAAAAAUAUAUACUUUACAUUGUUUGGCAAACCUUAUUUCUUAUAGUGUACUUGGAUAAAGAAAUUGUUUCCUUUGGACGUUCCAUUGAAUAUUCUGGCUAUUGAGAGUGUUUUUUUGUUGUGAACAGCAAGUAAGGGUUUUACUUUACUGUACACAUUCAAAGAGGAGUUUGUAUGAGGAGUAAAUAUAUAGAUAUAAGUGGAUAAAUUGUUAAUGUAGUGGCCUGGCUGUGUGACUGGUACUGCUUUAGCCAAGCUGUUGUCUUGCCAAAUGCAACAAUUAAAUGCUGUUGAACGCAGUUAGGUAACCUGGGUCACGUUCAGUAGGACACAAUGUUGUGAAAUUAAAAUCUGUUUUACGUUUACUGUAAUAUUCAAUGUGCUUUUUUUCUUUAUAGUAGUCUAUGUUCUGAGGAGCACUUGGGCAGUGUAGUUAGUGGUUGAGAAAGAGGGUGUGUGUGCGUGCGCAUGAGAAGUAAGUUUGUGCUCGUGUGCCUUCUGACAAGUGUGUAUCCUAUGACAGCCUCUGCAAUGUAAGACUUUCUGUUUCCUCUUUAAAUGGUUUGUAUUUUCUGUUUCCUCUUUAAAUUGUUUGGUAUUUUCUAUUUGUAAAUAAAUAUGUAAUGCACCA